Molecule: messenger RNA, 1310 nt
Organism: Ostrea edulis (European flat oyster)
Lineage: Eukaryota; Metazoa; Mollusca; Bivalvia; Ostreida; Ostreidae
Exons: 5
Coding region: 222-851 (209 amino acids)
Source: RefSeq, a predicted model, not a curated record
AUCUUUCCAUAUAUGAUCAGGGGCAAGUAACUCGUGGGUCACCUGCUUUUGAGGGAUACCAUCUAGUCAUCACCGUUCUGCACGCUCGGCGGUUGUUUUAAGAAAAUCAGUUUCUAUCACAGUAAAACACCAGGUGUUCAUCACGUGCUCAUUUCGUCUUCCUGGUGAUUUAAUCCGCUCCACUCCUUUGAAAUUUCGUCUAGAUUCCGGAUGUUUAGAAUAUGCCGAUGCAUACAAUGGAAUAUAAAAUUUUGAGGACAUUUUGCGUUGCCCUGUUUGGUCUUCCUCUGAUCUGCGAGUCUCGUCGAUACUGUUAUACGACAGGUUAUGGAAGCUACACGUACACAUGUGUUUACAGAUCGUCUAUUCCUGACGUUUUUGGAAUUUCGUAUGGCGGUGUGACUGGCGUAGGACUUCUGGUUUCAUUGUUUGUAUUUAUCCUCUGUAAAAGUAAACAGAGUCGAUCAAACAACAGUAGAGCAACACACCAAACUCUGACAAAUGUUGGAUAUAUUCCUUCAGAACAACUACUCGUAGUCCCUGGUCAGUCAGGAAUCAUGCAAACUACACCCCCACAAGGUACUGUGAUAACCAAUUCUGGACAACCUACUCACCCACAAGGUACUGUGAUAACAAAUGCUGGACAAACUAUACCCCCACAAGGUACUAUGAUGACAAAUUCUGGACUUCUCACGGGAAACCAGCCACUACAGAUACAAAUGCAUGGACAGACACAAGCCGGGUGUGUCACAUGUGGCGCAGGUGGAACAACACAAAUGUCCCAACCUGCAGCACAAUUGGAACAAAUGAAGAAACAAGAUCAUCCACCACCGUACAGCCGACCAAUUUAACCAAACUGUUUAAUUUAUGCACUUUGUCUCCGUUAAAAAUAUCUCAUAUUUUACCUUCUUUUUUAUACGCUUGAGCGUUUUUUAUCUUGUUCAAAUAUCAUAUGAAACUUUAUUUUCUAAUGUUACAUGUAUGUAUACAUGUAGCUACUCUAUAUUUUCCUUUCGUCGUGUAUCAUAAAUAUAUGAUAGACACAUGAACUCUGAAUAUUUUCAAUUUACAUUUUUAUAAUUACUUAACUGAUUGAAUGCACUACGCUUUAAAGGUCAACGACUGCAGUUCUUCAGAUUUUUUACUUUCUUUUUCCAAUCAGACUUGUUUGUUGUACGACAGUAUAUUAUUAACUGAAACUCGUUGAGUGAUGUGUGAAAGCGUUAAACUAUUAGAAGAUCACAUCUAUAUCACAAAAAUAUGGUAUGUGUAUUGGCAUUUUCUUUCAUGAAAUAAAUUCAUCUUCUAAA